Andrographis paniculata is the source of this 1325-nucleotide messenger RNA. RefSeq lists its product as uncharacterized. NCBI's taxonomy places the organism in Eukaryota, Viridiplantae, Streptophyta, Magnoliopsida, Lamiales, Acanthaceae. The transcript is spliced from 2 exons. The record is from RefSeq and is a predicted model, not a curated record. Bases 521 to 982 code for a protein of 153 amino acids.
UGUAUUUGGAUAUUAUUAUAGAUAAUGUUGACUUAAUUUUUAAAUUAUUUAGGAUCGAAAAAUUAUUUAGAAUGCAUUUCGAAGAGUAACAAUUAAUAAUUACAAUAAUAAUAAAAUAAGAUUUAGUAUGAUUAAAUCAAUGUCCACAUGACCAUACUAAACAUUCAUCCUAAUUAGCAAAUAAUUUAAAUUAAAAAUGAUUAUUAGGAUUCCAUCCAACGUUAUAAUCAUAUUGUCGAUACAGCAUAGAAUGUAAUGGCAACCAAUUAAUGAUUUGCCACGUCAGGAGACCGUUAGCCAUUGCUUUACACCUUGCCUACCUGCAACUUCCUCUUUCUGUGAAUUAUUGCUUUCUUUUUCAGUCGCGACGGUCACCGGGACUACCGGCUUUAUCCGGUAACCGUAACAACUGUAUUUCGUAUCUAUAUAUAUUUGAGAGGAAGAAGUAAAAAGAGGAAUUAGGGUUCAUCAGGGAGAGGGUUGGUAUUUUUCCCUCGCCGAUCGAUUUCGAUUCCGCGGAAUGGCAAUGGAAAUUCAAGCUACAGCCGCGGAAUUCUUGCCUAGGGCGGAAGAAUCGAGCGAUGAAUCGCCGGAAACGACGUCGUUCAGCCGCCAUUGUUGUUGCUUCGGGAGAUUCAAAUCGCGGAAGUCAGUUUGGGAGCGAAUCUCGGCGUCGGAAAUGGAGGCGGAGAGCGGCGACGGAGGCUGGUGGCGUGGCGUUGUGAAGGCGUUGAAAAAGGUGAGAGAAAUGUCGGAGCUCGCUGCUGGUCCGAAGUGGAAGACGUUUCUCCGGCGGUUCAACAGAACGGAUAGUUACCGGUCGAGGAUGGGGAAAUUCCAGUACGAUCCGUCGAGUUACGCGCUGAAUUUCGACGAGGGGGAAGUGAAGGAGGAUAGGUUUCAUCGAGACUUCUCCGCGCGGUAUGCGGCGGUUAAUUUGCAGAGCAAUCUGUUGAAGAAGGAGACGACUCUCUCCAUUUGAAGAUGAGGAAAGAAAGACAAGCCGGAGUCUGCAACGCACGCGCCGCCAACAGCGGCGCGUGAGUACUGCCUGCAGACACGCGGCCGAGAAUCCAUUCAUCUUCACGGCCCAAUUCUUAUUUCCAACCUGAAUAUUUGGGCUUUAUUUACUUAUUUAUUUUAGGGCUGGCAGAAUCGGGCCGACCCGGUUUAUUAUUCUGGGCCGACCCGAGUCCAUUUAAAAUGGAUCACCAAUACGGAGCGUUUGAAGUUGUGCCGGGUUGGCCUAUUAUUGUUUUUAAAUAAUUUUUUGAUUUAUUGUUAUCUUAAAAAAAAAUAAUUAAUUAAUAUGACGACAAUUUGGA